Molecule: messenger RNA, 6382 nt
Organism: Phascolarctos cinereus (koala)
Lineage: Eukaryota; Metazoa; Chordata; Mammalia; Diprotodontia; Phascolarctidae
Source: RefSeq, a predicted model, not a curated record
GCUCAGCCCUCCCUCUAGCCGGCUCUCCCUUCCUCCUUUCCCUUGCUGCAGCCGAGCCAGCCACCUCCAGUAGGCGCUCCCGAGAGCGGCUCUGCUCAGCCGCAGCGGAGCAGCCCUGGCAGCCGCUGCUAUGGAAGCCGAAGCAGGUUGCUGAAGCGGAGUUGGCCGUCUGCAGCUGCUACUGCAGAGGCGCUGCGCCAAGCGGGGCUGAAUCGUGCAAGCUGGUGCGGGCCGCUGAGCGGACUCAGGCUGAGGCAGCAGGGGCCUCCUCCGCCCAGGGCAUGCUCAGCCCUAGGGUAAGCCAGGGGCCCUGUCCAAGGCCUGAAGGGGUGAGAGGAGGUGAGGCAGCCAUGCCGGGCAGUGGCCCCAGCGAGAGGAUGACCUGGCCAGGGCCGGCCCUUCCCCCGGCCGUCCCAACCCGCCCUUUCUCCUCAGCCGCGGCACCCAUCCUACCCCUCACCAGGACCCGCAGCCUCAUGGCCAUGUCCCUGCCUGGGAGCAGAAGGCCCUCCACUGGAUCUCGCAGCCGGGGGCUGUAUGGACGAAAUGGGCUGGCCGUGUUCUCUCAAUGUUCACCAUCCUCUGACACCCAGCUCGGGCCUCCACCUCUUCUUCCUGCCUCCAGGCGUACCUCACCCCCUGUCAGCAUGCGGGAUACCUAUGGUACCUCCUCACUCAGCAGCAGCAGCAACUCUGGCUCCUAUAAGGGCAGUGACAGCAGCCCCACACCAAGGCGUUCGAUGAAGUACACCCUGUGUAGCGAUAAUCAUGGCAUCAAGCCUCCCACCCCAGAGCAGUACCUGACGCCCCUGCAGCAGAAAGAGGUCUGCAUCCGGCACCUGAGGGCUCGGCUCAAAGACACACAGGAUCGACUUCAGGACAGGGAUUCAGAGAUCGAUGACCUGAAGACUCAGCUGUCUCGUAUGCAAGAGGAUUGGAUUGAGGAAGAAUGCCACCGGGUGGAGGCCCAGCUGGCUCUCAAGGAGGCCCGUAAGGAGAUCCGGCAGCUCAAGCAGGUGAUUGACACAGUCAAGAACAACCUCAUAGACAAAGACAAGGGGCUGCAGAAGUACUUUGUUGACAUUAACAUCCAGAACAAGAAGUUGGAGACCUUGUUGCAUAGCAUGGAGGUGGCCCAGAAUGGGACCGUCAAAGAGGAUGGGGCUGGGGGGUCCUCAGGGGGCUCUCCUGCCCGAUCCCUAACCCGAAGCUCCACCUACACCAAACUGAGUGACCAGGCCCCUGGAGAUCGCAAUGCUGACCUUCAGAGUGCGUCCACGGAAGAGGUGGGGGACAGUGGCUUUGCAGCUGCUGAUGACACUCUGAGCCGGACGGAACUGUUGGAGGCAAGCAGCCUGCUCUCUUCCGGGGUGGACUGUGGCCCGGAUGAAGGCUCCCUGCAGAGUUCCUUCACCUUGGGCUCCCGACUUCCAACCAGCUCCACCUAUGAGAAGCUGCUGGGAGGCAGCGGUGGGGGUGUGGAGGCUGGCGUACAGGCCAGCUGCAUGCAAGAGCGGGCCAUCCAGACAGACUUCGUGCACUACCAGCCUGACCUGGACACUAUCCUGGAGAAAGUGAUGAAGUCACAGGCCUGUGGGCUGGCCAGCCCUGACCCUAGCCCAGCCUGGGCCCCAGCCCCAGAUGUGGAGGACGGAGGGGCUGGCAUAGAAAUGUCCUCAGGCUUCCCAGGGCCCAUGGACCUGAUACCAGCUGACCCUAAUUCAGCGGUGGUGGUGACAGUAGGAGAGGAGCCCGUGAUGGCUCCAGUGACCCAAGGGCCUUCCCCACAUGUGCCCAGUCUCAACCCAUCGGUGAGCAUCGCCUGCCCUGUGGACGAAGAGGCUGGCGAGGUAGCACCCGAGCCUAAAAGCUACUGGAGCCGCCACUUCAUUGUGGAUCUCCUGGCAGUGGUGGUGCCCGCGGUGCCAACAGUGGCCUGGCUGUGCCGGUCCCAGCGGCGCCAAGGCCAGCCCAUAUACAAUAUCAGCUCCCUGCUUCGGGGAUGCUGCACUGUGGCCUUGCACUCCAUCCGCAAGAUUAGUUGCCGUUCCGUGAGCACUUCGGGGCCUGUGGGUACUGGGGGCAGCUCCCAGCUGUGACUGGCCGCCCACCCCCGGGAACCAGGCACGUCCUGGUCUGACCACUGAUUGUAGGUCUUUCUCUUUCCCCCUCUCUCACACACACACACUCACACUCACAUGUGCACGGAGUGUCAUCAUCUUAAUUUAUUUAGCUUUUCCAAAAUAGGGAGGCCAUAGUCUGGGCAGGCCAGGAUAGCCUGGGGAUGUCUGAAGUUCUACAGGUGACUGCUACUCUGGCCUCUCUGGGGGUGCCACUUCUAUGGCAUAGGGUAAGAGGGGGAUGAGAUAGAUCUGACUUAAGCUGGGAUAUUGCCAACUUCUGUCAUUAGAAGGAAGAUUCCCAUUGAAAGAAGAGGGCAAAGGACUUCAGCUUCUGUUUUCCUUUCCAUAAUGCUUGCCUCUGUCUGCCAUCCCAACUGCUCCUGUCCAGUCGACAUUCUCCCUACGCAGUUCUGCAUUUGUUUUUUUGAGUAAGCUGGCUGGUCCUUGAUGUUCAUGGGACUACCUUCUUAGUCCUUUCUCCCUUGACCGUUAGGUCAGUAUUAUUGCUUCCAGUGGAGGAAAUGACUCGCCCAAGGUAACAUGGCAUAGGGAUUGGAAUUGCUGGAGAAUGGGAACACAUGGCUUUUAUCUCUUUGCCUUCAUAGGCAACCCAGGCUGGUUCUGGGAAUGAAUGGUGGGGGGAAAGGGAAGUAAUGACUGAAACUGCCCUGACAUUUCUGAUCACUGGGUGGGUGGGUGCAGAGCCAGGAAAAGAGGAAGGAGAGAAAUAAAUGGGGGAGGGUCAGCAGAAGGAAAUGUGGGGCCUGGCUGGCUUUCCCGGAUGCACCCCUCUUGCGUUGAUUGGUAGGUUGGCUCACUGAACCUGUUCUCAGCCUUGAGGAUGGGAGGCGGCUCCCCCAGGGCCCAGGUCACCAUGGGAACAAAUUACCGCUCCAUCUAACUAAUGUCCUGAACCCCUUUCUACCUUGCCCUAAUGCUUCUGCAAAUUAGAAUGGGCAACGUUGAGAUUGUCCUUCUGAGUAUGCAGCUGCUCCUGGGAGAUCUAGCGGACGCUUUCCAUCUCACAAGCUGUAUUGAAAGGUGCUGAGGGGUCCCCACAGGAAUUGAGAAGCCAGUGGCACCCCCAAGCCAUUCUGAAAUCAUUUUGCACUAUGUCCCCUUUGUAAUAACAAUAUUUUCUCAGGGGAGGUGGUUGGAUCAAGCUUCACCAAGAUGCCAGGCCCAUGGAGGGAGGGAGAGAGGGACUUGCCAUUAGCUGGCUCUCUUCCUUCUGGAGGUUGGCGGGGGGGGGGCGAGGUGGAAGCUUGUAUCCUAGGAUGGCCAAAUCCCAGUGUGUCUGGAUCUAAGGGAGAGGAGAGGUGGAAGAGAAGGGCCCCAACCCAUGCCUUUAUGCCUCUGGCUGAAAAUUCCUCAGUGCAGUAAGCCAGGGGUUAGGAUAAAGAAGCCAUGUUUUACCAGCCACCCCUGCACGGAGCAUGUGGAUGGAGAACUUGCUGAGGGGUAGGGUGGAGUGAGCGCAAACGUGCUCACCAGCCAGAUCCUGCUGCAUCUCCCUCACACUCAUACAUGUGUACACACAUACACUUACAAAUGCACACAUACACAUGCUCCAGGUAGGGACCAGAGUCACCAACACCUCCCUAUCUCUGAGCACCAGCUUCUUCAGUGAAGCAGCUGACACUGUUUUUCUUUUAAAAACAACCCACUCGUGUUCAGUCUCAUAAUUGAUUUUGUCUCCCAGCCCAGAACGCUUGGAACACCUCUGAGGGGUUAGGAAAGGUCCCCUUGAUGCUCUAUCCUAUAGGCCUGUAAUUUUCUUUUUUAAGACCUGAAGCCUAGUCUUUGAGGACUAGGUCCCUGCACACGGCUUGGGCUGUUCGGCAGCUUGAAUCUGUUCACCACCUUUGCUUGAAAUGGCUUCUCACGUGCCCGUCCAUGCUCUGUCUCCUCAGACUGGAAAGCUUCCUUCCGCAUGUGCAGGGGGAUCGGUCCCACUCUCCCCCAGCUUAGCUGUGUGCCUCCCCAAUCCACAGAGGCAGGCGGGCAUUUCUACCCAUCGAUCCUUUCUAGUGGACCCCCUCUGCAGAGGCCCAAACCUGAGGGUUAGCAUCUGGGUCAAGAUUACCUGGGAAGUGGCGGGGAGGGAGGCCUCCCUUUGCACACUGGAAUGGGAUGUGUCUGCAAUCUGGUGAUGAGGGGCCUGUUGAAACCUGAUCUCAAGUGCAAAGGCCACUGGUUCUAGGAUCUAAGCCUCAUGUGCAAUGUAUUUGUGGAUCUGUGUAAGCAUCUCAUUAGACUAUCCAAAGCUUUGCUGAGAAAAUAAAUGUAUGAUUAUAUUUGAAAAGAGAAAAUCGAUAUAUUUUUCAAAACCAGAACUUCACUGAGCUAUAGGGGCUCAGCUACUGUCUCUUGCUGUCCUGUAACUCCUUGAUCCCAUCCACAGGCUGUUGUAAAUGAUAAGGGUCCAACCUGAUCUUUUGCUGCCAAAUCAACCCUAUUCCUUCCUCGCUAUAGGACUCUGACCUAGGAAGGCCCCAGCCUCUGGUGUUACCUUUGCAUGGAUGUGCCCUGCAUCUGGGGAUGUACUUGCUCUUAGCCACCACAGAGAGAGCCCUGUGGAUGUAACAGCUUGGGCAAAUUCAGAUUUGUGGGAACUCUGUGAAAGCCCAUGGAGAUUCCUAUCCCCUGAGAUGUGUCUUUUCAGUGGAAAUUCCACAGGAAAGCUUUGAUGUUUUUGGUCAAGACGUUUUUUUAGGGGAAUCUCCCUGAUCCUGAGGGAUCUGUGUGCCAUGUGAUGGCGACCAAGGUUGGUGUCACCAUGUGCAUUGCAGGCAGGUUGCAAGGUGACAAAGAAGGUGGGUAGCCCCUUUACAAUCAACAUUUAUGCUGGGCAUCAGAAUGGGACUGAAUUUUAUGCCUAUAAAACCAGAAGCUGCUGACCCAAUCUCCCUGUCCCUAGUCUGGGAUCAUCUCAGCUCCCCAGAGAGGUAGCUGGGGGACCCAGGCACUUCCCACAGAACUAAGGGAUGAUAAUUGACUGAAUCUGUCAGGGUCAGUGGGACCCUUUGCUAGCUCAUCAGGAGGCAGGGACCCCCCCAUCCCCUAAAAUGCACACACUUGCUUGUUUGUUGUGUGCCUAUGUGUUUGUGAAGUGUAACCUAAGACUAUGCAAUGAGUUCAGUGCUGUCUGCCCUGGGGUGGGAAUAGGGCAAAGAGAGUUUCCUCAUCCAUGAAGUCACCUGCUCAGGGCUCAAGGCAGGUGGAUCAGUGAUUGUUGCAGACCCCAGGCAUCAUCUGGAGCCCUCUGUUCUGACUAUGCAAGGGGCACUGAGGGGCCUGGAAGGUGGUGCUCCACUUUCCAGGGGGAUGGGAAGAUUGGGGCUCAAAUGGCUCCAUGCCCUGCCUCCACCCCAGAAACUGUUGGUUUGUAUUAAGCUCCCUUCCCACCCUUUUACUUCCCAUGCCAUAAGCUUUUAAGUGUCAUUCUGGGUUGAGCCCUGGAAGUUUGAGAGGCUCCAGGCCUGCUGAGAGACUUAAAAGAAGGCUCACCCCAGCUUAGACAGAGAGCAGAGUAAUACCCCUCAGCCCCACCCUACUCCAUAACUCAGGAUCUUCUCUCCCACCCCCACCCCCAAACCUCUUCUAGCAGCCCUUGGCUCCCCAGUUAGCUGCCUGCAGUGGGCAGUCUGUCUCAGGAGCUGAGCCUGGCUGUAGCAGGAGCAACCCCAGCUCCCCCAUGAUCAGAAUCCAGCUCUAGGCUGCUGUCCUGGGUCUCAUCUUUGCUAUUACCCAAACCCGGUAAGUUAGAGCCUCCUGCCAUCUUGACCUGCAUCUGUGGUUGCUUGUUUUGCUUACAAAGAUCUUGGGGCCUCAAAAGUGGAAUUUAAGACAAUGGCUCCUAAGGGGAUAACUUAGCUCUUCACUAGAAUGCUCUUGCCUCCCGACUGCAUACCCUGGCAUCUCAUCAUAUUGGUCAGAGGGUGUGGAUUGGCUUUCUCUGCAACAACUCCCUGGCUCCCUUUUCAUCUGCCUACCCAGGGAAGGAAAUCAGAGCUGUGGGAGACAAGAAUUCCUGGAAGGUAAACCAAGGGUGUGUCUAAGUACAAGGGCUAUACCAGUGUGUGUGUGUGGGGGGGAAGUGGGAAAUUUUUUUUGGAGGGGAAGAUGGUUGUUGAUAGGAAGCAAGGUGGUCAGUAUGAGGCCUCUCCUGUCUCAUCUCCUUUAUCUCUGGUCUUUCAUUCAUGUGGUUGGAACUGCAGCUGAACCAAGCAGUUCUGUAUUAAAGCAUGAAAGCCACA